GCCACCGCCUUCUCCCGCUCAGGAGCCGCGAGCGGGCGCUCGGGACACGAGCGCGUGCGGUGCUGCAUCAAAGAGAAUGCGGCUGGGAGAGAGCGCGAGAUGGCUGAGGAUUUAGAGCGCGAGGGCGUUCAGCGGACUUGAUCUGAAGCGACGUAGGCUGCUACGUUCAGGCUCCGGGAGAAAACAGCGUAUAAACAGAUACACGCACUUCCUUCCUUCCGCGUGCUGCGGAGCGGAUAAAGCGCUGACGUCGGCGGCGGACCGGCGUUUAGGCUAUAGCGCCGCGGAGUAGAGCAGCCAGCGCCGAGCAGAGAGAGGCGGGGUGCGCGGUGCACGAUAAGCUAGUACAGGCGGCGACCACGGACUGCUACAACAAUAAUAGCUAAUAAUGCUGGAGCGCGCGAGAGCAGGCUGCUAACGGCUAAACGGCUACAGACCAGCAGAAGCUGAAGCAGCAGCAGCAUCAACAACAGCAUCAGCACUAGCUGUGGACUUCACACACACACGCGUAUACAAACACGCAAGCUCGCACACGCGCGCGCGAGCGACACCCCCGUCCGCCCUCUAUGUCUCCGCCAUGUGCUCAGUGAACGCCGCGGACGAGGAGCAGAGAUGGGUGCCCACGCACGUGCAGGUGCUGGUGAUCCGUGCGCGCGGCUUGCGCGCCAAGGGCAAGCACGGCACGAGCGACGCGUACACGCUGAUGCAGCUGGGCAAGGAGAAGUACUCCACGUGCGUGGUGGAGAAGAGCACGGCGCCCGAGUGGAGCGAGGAGUGUUCGUUCGAGCUGCAGCCCGGCGUGCUCGAGGAGGGCGGCCGCGACGCGUGCGCCCCGGGGAGCUGCGACCUGACCCUCACCGUCAUGCACCGCGCGCUCAUCGGCCUCGACGUGUUCCUGGGCCAGGCCGUGAUCCCCCUGGACAAGGCCUUCAGCGAGCGGAUAUGCAUGAAGAACGAAUGGUACAAGCUUCACUCAAAGACUGAAAAAAAGGUGAAGGAAAGAGGGGAGCUCCAGGUAACCGUGCAGUUCACACGCCACAACCUGACGGCCAGCAUGUAUGACCUCUCCAAGCCUCGCUCUGCCUUUGGAAAGCUGCGAGAGCGCAUGCGUGCCAAAAAACGAAGCGCAGACGAAGAGUCUUCCUCUGCUAUCGUCCCUGGGGGCUAUGGGGCGCUGGCGCGGAUGAGGGGCCGGUUACCGAGCGAUGGAGGAGGAGAAGAAGACUAUGAAGAUGACGAGGGUGGGGAGCUGAGGAGAAGUAAGAUGAGGAGUUUCUUCUUGCGGGGAAGGUUAAGGAAGUCUUCAGAUACACGCUCUAGCACAUCACUGGGCUCCGAGAGUAGUGAGUCGUCUUCCAGAGGAGGCAGUCUCAGCCCUACAGCUGGUAUCAGUGUGGUGGUUUCUGAUCUGUCCAACUCCCCUAGUAACAGCAGCAACCUGACAGCAGAUAACAGCCCAGAGCACACAGUAGCACCAUCACCGCAGGUCUCUCCUGUCAAGCAUGCGUUUGAUGAGCCAUGUGACAAUAGCAUCCCGGUGCCUAAUUCCCUAACUAACGACAAUGACUUCCACAUUCUUCUGCCCUCUGUCUGUGUGAAUGGGAAUCCGGUGGAAACAUCUCCACUUACUCAUCAACCACCAACACUGAUACUGCAACAGCCCAAGCCACAGCCGCAGACCCAACAAGAACCAACCAGAACGCCACCUCAGACGAGUUCACCAGAGAAAAAACUGACUCGGCCUCACACAGCAAAACCACAGGUAGACCCUCAGACACAGCUGCCGAAGGUGGAGUCAAAGCCCAAGCUUGAGCCUAAGCUGUCAGGUCUAGGGCUUCUGCAGAAGGGCUCCGCACUCUCCCUCUCUCUGCAGAACCUCUCUCGACGUGGAGAGGAGCGGAAAGGCGGAGGGCCGAUAGAUGGGCGGCGCUGGUCUUUUGAUAGACCUGGAGAUGAGGAGAAAGCUGCUAUUGCUGCUGCACUGGAGAACGCUGGGUUGAUUACUGAUGAGCCAGAGGUGGAGGCGAUGACUGUUUCUGAGACAGAAGUGCCAAGCAAGAAGAAGCGGGGUUUGUUUUCACAUGGGCGGGGCGGUGAAUCUGCUGGGAAAGGAUCGGGAACAGGCAAAGAAGAAACAGGCCAUGGCCAGCCACCUACAGAAGGAAAACACAGAGGAUGGUUUAGCUCUAAGGAUAGUAAACCCAGCCAGCUUCUUGCUCUUCAGGACUCCAGCCCCAGCAAAACCAAACCUCCUUCAACCUUGACCCUAACAGACCCCUCACAGGGCACAGCCCACCAGUACACUAAUCCAUUCACCUCACCCCCAUUGCUCUCCCCUGCCAACCCUUUCUUUUCUCAUCUGCAGCAGAAUCCUUUUUUCCAGGAUCUGUGUACUGUUACUUUAACUCCCGCUUUGCCCUCUCUUUUUAGCCCAGACUGCACUCAAUCUACAGCACCUUCCUUCAGUACAAGCAACUACACUUCUCCUUCAGGCUUACAUGAGGCUGGACAUACAAAUGGACACUCUGUGAACAACAAAGCAUCAGAAAUGGCUAUAAAACCUAAGGAUAUUCAUAUAUCAGAUGAGUGUGGAUUAAAUCCAGACUGGGAUAACUUCUUAAGCAAUACAAUAAAGCCAUCAAAGCCUCCUCCUCUGAUCAAACCACCUGACCCAACACCUUCAGGUGGUGAGUGUGGUCUGACUUUGUCUAAUAUAAGUAACACUACACCAGCAUGCACUUUCCCUGAUACUUUAGACUCUUCUAACACAAUUCUUCAUCCUUCAGCUAAUUCCAUUUGCUGGAGGGCUGGCGAUACUGACCUCAAUAGCUCUCCUGCCCAGGAAGCUCUAGUGUCUGACUUUGACUCAUCCUUGCCUCAGAACUCAAGUAUAGAGUUCUCUGAACUCAACACACUGGCCUGUCCUUACCCUUCAAUUUCAGUGUGCUCUGUUAAUCAGGACAGUUUUAGUGCAGUCUCUGAUCGAGAGAACUUUGUAGUGGAGCCUCAAAUCACAUCUCUGUGCAGCGAUGCAUUCAGUGCAUUGUCAUUGUCCUUUGUAUCUUCUGAAGUAUCACCAUUUGGCAACAAAUCCUUAGAUUCUCUAUGGCCUGAGGUCGGCAAGAAGACCAAACAUGAGCUUGUCAAAUGUCCUUCUUCUGAAAUGUUAAUAGAUGACACUGAUAAGUCUGUGGAAACCCUCAAGUCUAAAGGCUUGAGCUCAGAGGAGAGUCUGGAGCCUACCAUCAUCACAUCUGACUCCCCUGACUAUCAGACUUUGGAAUCAAGUCAUUUACAAACAAGGACAGAUCAUCUCAAAUUCAAUAAGAGUACCACAAACGAUAAAGGAAAUGUGGGAGUUGUAGAUUUGAAAGAGUGUGUCGUUAAGGAUGAAACACACUUGCAUGGGUUGUCAGUACCAGCAGGAACCAGAUACCAGAGUGUAUUGAACGCAACAGCAGUAGUGGAAGAGAAAGAUGCUGAAGGUGAACCAGGGUGUAUUAUGUCCUUGGACAAAACUGACGCUAGUCCUGUCAAAGAUGGCUCAUUGAUUGACAACUUGGAGGUCAUUAUGACAUCCUCUCCAGGAGUCUCAAGCAACAUCCAGGAGGACAUCAGUGAUUGGCCACCUGAUCCAUGCAGGGGCAACCUGAGGGUCGAUAUCGAACAACUUACGGUAGAGACACCAUUUGUUAGCAGACAGACACCGUCUGUAGGUUACCUCCAUCCUCUUAGUGCCAACGUGAGCAUGGAGACAGAGCCAAGUGCUCUGAUUGCAGCACUGUCUCCUGGCAGCCAGUUCUUCCACAGCCUGUAUACUAGUGUAGAUUCAGAGCAGUACGUCACCUGCAGGUCACUGCACAGUUCCCUGUCCACUCAUUUUCAAGAACCUGAGCCAGAACAUGACGCUUUUCAGGAAGCCAAACCAAAAGAAUCUCAGGGGGUGUUGCCAGUCAAUGACCUAUUACAGAAGAACAUGUCAGAAAUAGAGAGCAGCCAAAAAACACCUGAAGUCUUUCAAAAAACAGACAAUGUCAGGAAUGGUUUUCAGUUUGAUCCGUUAAAUCCACCAGUAUGUCAUGAAUCCAUGCCAAAUUUUAAUACUUCUAAGAAAACCUUACUAAAAUGUGACCUCAUAGAUGAGGCUGUAGGGGCUGGUAUGACAAAUGAAGCAAAUGAACGAACUGUGGACAUGAUGCUCAACCAUAAUUUAAAACAGGAGGAAAAAAAGGUUACCCCUUUAAAAAAGAUGACGAGGACAGAAGAAGAAUAUGUGAAGUCAGACCCUCAACUAUGUUUGGUGAAUACCCAGACCGAUCUACCUGAAUCCCAUUUGUCCCACGAUGUGCGCCAUGACACAGCACAUGGUGUCCAGCCUGCCGAGAACCUAAAUGACACUUUGUGUGAUUUACUGUCUGAACCAAGCUCCAGCAUCACCCAGGACUUAGUUACAACAGAUUUGCUUUUAGAGAAGAUUUUUGUUCCCGGGCACAAUGCAGCAUCUACUAUCAAAACAGUUGCUGUUGAGCACUCUCAAACAAAGAAUUCAGACAAAAACAGUAAUACACAAGAAGCUACAGCUGCUCUACGUUGUACAGAAAGCUUGUACUUGGACAACUGUAAAGCUAAACCGCCUCUACCUGAACCCUCAAGCAUAGAACAGCCGACCCUUCCCCAUUCUUUGCUUUGGGACCUCUUGCCCCUAGCCUCGUCUACACCAGAUAUAGUAGUAGGCACUAAUACUCUGUCCUCGUUCCCCUUCCCUAAAAUGCCACCAACUCCAGCAAAUUCAUCCCAGAGUACUGUGCUGGCUGCUGCUCUUCUUCCCCCUACCCAGCUUGUAUCUCAUGCUCCUUUACCACAGGAAACACAUCAGGUGCCAACUCCCAACAGCCCGCACCCAGUAAAGCCACUCACACCCCCAGAUGAGAAGAGGUCAGAAGGUCGCUCUGUGUUGGAGAAACUUAAGUCCACAAUUCAUCCAGGACGGAGUCACCAUGGAGAUCAAGAUUCUGAAAAGAAGGCCCUGGUGGAAGGUGGAGGCUCCUACUACCAUCUGAACCACAGUGAGCUGGUGUCCUUACUGUUGCAGCGAGAUGCUGAGCUCCAGCAGGAGAAGGAGGAGUAUGAGCGCCGGGGGAUGUUGCUGGAGAAGCGGGAGGUGGAGAUAAAGAAGAUGAAGGUUAUAAUCCGAGAUCUGGAAGAUUACAUUGACACUCUGCUCGUCCGCAUCAUGGAGCAAACGCCUACGCUGCUGCAGGUCCGCUCCAAGAUGAAGUGACCUGGUCAAUGCUCAGCCCACCCUUCACUAAUCCUCCACAAACCUUCCCACCAACUUUGGGCAGAUGUCGCAACCCUGCAUUGCUACUGCUACCAUGUAAAUGUAGAGUACAGCAACCGGCAUUACCGAACAGGCACAGAGGAGAUGAUGUAUAUUUGGCAUGCUUAACUGUAUCCAAAUGCACCUGGAUCUCUGUGUGGGGUCCAAACUUGCCAGGUACACCCCUACCUUGGCAGGGCUUAGGGGACGCACCGCACCUCCCUGCAAUCUUAUUCCGAUUUGACUUGAGAUUCAUUGGCUGAUGAUCACUUUCUGUGACAGAUGUCUCAAAGGUGCAGCUGUCCAGCUAGUUACCAAAACCAUCAGUCAGUCAAAGGAAGGCGUGGUCUUUGUGUGCUUCUGAUAGUUUCUGAUGCUCAAAGUUAUGCAUUUUACCAAAUUCUUACUUUUUUGCUCUUCCUUUCCCAUCACAUUAAUGGGACCUAUCACAUUUUAUCAUGUAACAUUGUGCUGCUUGAAAAGGCCCGUUCUGCUUUAACAAGCAGAAUCGGUCAGUUCAGAAUCUUGCUUGUGCCUCCUUUCGUGUCUUCCGCACUUUACUGACGAGCAUAGGAGCAGAGGCACGCACUAACAUGCUGGCUCCCCCACUUCCCAUCUGUGUCAGUCAGUGCCCUCCCCUCCCCCACCCUGCUUGAGCUAACGCACGCACAUCGCUACCAGUGCUAUCAGGUGUAAAGAACGGGAUAUAUACUGUCCUUAAUGCGUAUAUGCCACUCUGAUGAAAUGCCAAACGCUGCCUUAUCAUAUGUCUCUGUUCUGUUGUCGCUGAAACCAUCACUUUUAUUCAGCUCUGCAUCUGACCUUGAAGCACGACGGUGCAUUUUCAAACUUGAUUACCAACAGACUGUUAUGGUUAAGGUGAAGUCAGGUGAAGACGUAGGAUGUUACUGCCUCAUCGUGGAGCUGUAAGCAAAUCGGAGGCAGGACGGAUAACUUAUAGAAUAUUAAAUGCCUGAAGUUGCUGUUAUUCAGUGUUAGUGUCAUGCACAGCCGAGGCUUUGGCCUGCGUCACUGUCCCUGCAGUGUUGUUACUCUAAUGUCGCCACUAUCAGUGUGUGUUGCAGUGUAGCACCAUGUGUAGUUGUGUGGUAGAGGCCUAUGUUCCAGCACUUUCAGACCACACGCACACUGGAAACGGUUCUUCCUCAAGAGCAUAGGAACACAAAUAGAUGCACAUACACACUGCACUAGCUCAUCCUCUGAACCUAAGAUAUUUACAGUAUUCCUGUGCUACUGUAAUUCUCAUAGUCCAGCCCAGCUAGAAAACAAAAAUCAGAGGUCAACAUAAUACAUGUAAUGCAAAGAGUUGCUGAUAUGAUUAGAAGCACUUACGGGAUCACAUGUUCUGCCUCCCAUUUAAAUAUGAUCUCUGUCUAAUAGAUUGUGCUGAUAAAGACUGAAUGACUGCACUCAAACUGUGUUGCUCAACUGGGCUCGUAUGGAAAGACUGUGUUAAAGUCAGAGACUGAAGUUUACAGUUCUUAAUAAACCUGUUGGGUUUUACAUUUAUAUGUCCUUAUUUAAAAAUAAUAUUUUCAGCCUUUUUAAUGUGUUUGCUUUUUUUCUCAACUGUUGUGUGAAGUUCUGUUCUGUCUGUUCUUUUAAAUGCUCACUGUUCUGCUGUUCUUUUAUAUUUUAUUUAGUGGUUAUGAAUUAUUUUUUUCUCUUUUUGUUCUAUGCCACUAUGCUGUUCACACACCAUGACUGUGUUCGUCAGGUUGUCUCUUUAGAAGUCAGUAAUAAUAUAGAAAGCAAUAGUACAGAAGUACAGAGGACUGUGGGAACUUGUAUAGAACCUGUAGUCCAGAUAGGAGGUACAAGUGCCCUUGGCUUAAUGUAAUGAAAUGUCAGUGGGAUUGAAUGUAAAACAGAUUUGUGCUUUUAAUGGUAGAUUUGAUAAAAAAAAAAUCAAAGCUACAUUUCUGUAUCAGAACCUCUGGUAAUUUAUUUGCAAAUAAAAACAUUUGUUUACAGUUCUACUUUUUUGCUUCUGCCAAUCCAAUCUGGUCAUUUAUGGAAUAUAACAUGCAUUUUCAUUGUAGCUCAUAAUGCCAAUGUUUUUUAAAAUAAAUGAUUAUAUGUAUGUCUUUAAUUUGCCAUUUUCAUUGUAAUUGAUUUAGCUUAUAACUUUUUCCCCUGUUUAUUGGAUAAGUGGAGAGAACAAGUGAAGGUAAAUGUUACAGAUCCUUGAGCAUAGGAACUGGCCACUCUGCAGGAAUCUGGAACUAUUUUAUUUUAUUUUUUUCAAUUUUCUCCUGUGUUUCUCUGAGGUGCUCUCUCUGGGAUGUGCAGGUUGUAGUUGUAUGACUGUCCACAGGGGGCAAAUGUUUGCUUGUUUGAUUAGAUUAUUGAAAGAUGUGCUGCAGUCAGAGACUCUUUAAGUUCAGUUCUCUGGUCUGCCCUUUUGCAUCUGUCUUAAUUAAAUAAACUCUUUUCACUUUG
Messenger RNA from Astyanax mexicanus (Mexican tetra), 7783 nucleotides. It is a transcript of the gene rab11fip5a, whose product is annotated as RAB11 family interacting protein 5a (class I). Gene Ontology annotation, biological process: regulated exocytosis. Gene Ontology annotation, cellular component: phagocytic vesicle; mitochondrion; recycling endosome. Gene Ontology annotation, molecular function: small GTPase binding. The transcript is spliced from 6 exons. The coding region runs from base 578 to 5281 and encodes 1567 amino acids. The record is from RefSeq and is a predicted model, not a curated record. Lineage: Eukaryota; Metazoa; Chordata; Actinopteri; Characiformes; Acestrorhamphidae.